AUGGUGAGGCCAUAUGCAGUGAAGGGAAAGAAGCGAAGGAAGAGGGAAGAUAAAUAUGACAGAGUAGAAGAAGCAGAAGAAGCAAAAGAAGUAGAAGAAGCUGAAGAAGCGUCAGAACCAGAAGAAACAGAGGCUUCACAGCCAGAGGACGUUAACAAGGGAGCUAUGGUUGAGAAACAGAGAAAUGGAAACGAAGGAGAAGAAAAAGUGGGUAACCCAAUUGAACUUGAGGGUAUUCCAAUAACCCCAGUAGAACUUAGCACCAAGAACGGACCUGGGGCUAUCUUCAUCCUUGAGAGAGCUUCUUUGGAAGUUGCCAAAGUUGGAAAGACUUAUCAGCUACUGAAUUCUGAUGAUCACUCAAAUUUCUUGCGGAAGAACAACAGAGAUCCUGCUCUUUACAGGCCCGAUAUCGUUCAUCAGGCUCUCCUUAUGGUUUUGGAUAGCCCAAUUAAUAAAGCUGGGAAGUUGCGAAAUGUGUAUGUGAGAACUGCAGCAGGUGUUCUUAUUGAAAUUAAGCCACAUGUUCGUAUCCCAAGGACAUUUAAGCGGUUCUGUGGUGUCAUGUUGCAACUGCUACAAAAACUGAGUAUUUCUGCUGUUGGUAAGCGUGAGAAACUUAUGCGUGUGAUAAAGAACCCUGUGACACAGUAUUUACCUGUCAACUCUCGCAAAAUAGGCUUCUCGUACAGUUCGGAAAAAUUAGUUAACAUACAGAAUUAUGUUGCUGCUGCUGAAAACAAUAGAGACUUUGUUUUUGUGGUUGGUGCGAUGGCUCAUGGAAAAGUGGAGACAGACUAUACUGAUGAUUUUAUAUCAAUCUCUGGUUAUCCCUUGAGUGCUGCAUUUUGUAUUUCGAUGAUUUGCCAAGCAUUAGCGGGAAAGUGGGAUAUUUUGUGA
Messenger RNA from Prunus armeniaca (apricot), 900 nucleotides. Lineage: Eukaryota; Viridiplantae; Streptophyta; Magnoliopsida; Rosales; Rosaceae. The record is from the annotation of a GenBank genome assembly.